AAAUGACGUCACGAAAGCCACAGAGUGUUUAUAAAAUAUAAGAGCUAAAUUAGCAAACUUGUAGAGAAACCAUGUUUGACCAACAAGAAUAUGAAGCUCAGCAGCUUGAGGCACUGAAAGAAAAUCUUGCUAAUGUAAUACAAACUCAAGAUACAUCUGGUCAAUCAAAACAACCAAUGACAGAAACUGGAGAUGAAAAGACAAAAUCAAGUUUAUGUCCCUCUGGCUUAAAAUUGAGGACAGAAGACAAGCAGCAGGUUGAAGAACAUGCCAGUGAAGUAAAUCCAAUUGAAGAUGAAAAGAAGAAGCUUUGGAAUGAAAUUGAUGAAAAAAAAGCAAAGCAAAUGUUGGCAUUAUCCAGCAACUAUGAGAAUGUAAUUCUACCAAGUACAGGUGUGAACAGGGACCAAUAUCAUCAUGCUUACACUUCUCCUGAUCAGGCAACAUCAAGACUAUGUCUUCCUGGCCCAAAUAUAAAAGUAUGGACAGAUGAUGAGCAGCAGGUUGAAGCAUGUGCUAGUGAAGUAAAUACAAAUGAAGAUGAAAAGAAGAAGCUUUGGAAUGAAAUUGAUGAAAAAAAAGCAAAGCAAAUGUUGGCAUUAUCCAGCAACUAUGAGAAUGUAAUUCUACCAAGUACAGGUGUGAACAGGGACCAAUAUCAUCAUGCUUACACUUCUCCUGAUCAGAACCUGCAACUACUGACCCCAAGGUACCCAUUUUCCAAUAUGUUCGCCAGCAGCCAGCAUAUACAUCAAAAGUUGGCAUUAUUCGACAACUGUAAGCAUGUACUUCCACCAAGAAGAGGUGUAUAUCCAAGCUAUCAUGAGAACAACCCAAAGGAAUUUCUACCAAUAAGACUUAAAUAUUCAGUCCAUCCUGUGAACAGGGACCAAUAUCAUCAUACUGACACUUCUCUUGACCAGAAUAUCUUACAUCAGUUCAAGGAAGAUGCAACAGAAAGGAGAAAAAAGAAAGUUGAAAGCUAUGGACAAAAUGAGCAUCUAAUAGAGCCAAAGCAAGUUACAGAUAAAGAUUUAAUGCAAGAUACAUUGAAUGAAUGUGUUAAACCAUCAACAAAUUUUCCAGAUUUCUCAACAAAUGCAAAACAGGAUAACACUACUUCUUCAACUACACCAUCUCUAAACAAUAAAAGCAUGUAUUCUGCUGCAAAUCCCAAACAGGAAAAUACCACUUCCUUACAAAUUCAGGCAGAAGAGACCAAGUCAGUUCCAAAUGAAGAAAGUGAGUCUUUUACUAUCAAAGGUUGGACAGAGAAAAGACCUGCUCUAGAAAAAGAUGAAGUAUCAAAGGAUUUUAAGACCAAGCCCCCAUCACCAGACAAACUUCCAGAUGAAAAACUUCAUUCUAAAGGGAAACAUCCACCAUGUUACACCAAGUCUAAAUAUGAACACCGCAAUAACAUGACCACCAUGUUUUAUAUCUUAAGUAUCAUUUUCGUAUUUUUCCCUUUAAUUGCAAAUGCUCCUGAUGUACCAGAACCAACAGAUGUUAAUAGUCCAACGGCAGUUGAUGGCACUGACAUAAAUUCAAACAACAAUUAUUAUCCUGUCCACCCACAACCCCCAGUACAAGUUCAAGAUAACGGUGAGGAUAUCCAUCACCAGGCAGGUCAGCAACAAGCGGUAGAUCUUACACAAUACCAUGAUCUUCAUCCUGUUCACCCACAACCCCCAGUACAAGUUCAAGAUAACGGUCAGGAUAUCCAUCACCAGGCAAGCCAGUAAUAAGGGGUAGAUCUAACAUUUUACCACGAUCUUCAUCCUGUUAACUCACAACUCCCAGUAUAAGUUGAGCAUGAAUGUCCAUCACCAGACAGAUUAGCACCUUCAAGGGAAUGACCUUACCUCAUGCACAGAGAAUACUGAUACUUAGAUCAUAACAAUCAUAUUAAUUCAAGAAUUUUGUAUGUUCAUUUUCUUGCAAAUUCAUUUUGUACCCUGAGAACUGGUAUCAAAGUGACCAUUUUCAUCUUUCGAGGAAAUGAAAAGUGCCCAAGACAGGUACAGUGCACCACAGGGGACAUUGUAGUCCUCUGCUAUUUAUAGCAAAGCAUAGCUAUGUGAGGGUGACAUAAAUGUGACUGAACAGUCUUUAAAAGUUGUGUUCAAUGGGGACAUUUUAUAUAAUGUGCAACCAGAAAAACUUUUAGGUGUAUAUAUUAAUGAAAAUCUUAGCUGGAUUGACUGUGUGUAUAAACUUAAAAAAAAAAAAAUUAACAGUAAACUGUACUUUCUAUCCAAACUAAAAUGAGACUUAACAUUGGAAACAAGAAAACUAUUUUAUAAUGCACAUAUGGAUAAUGGAGCAGCUGAGCAGAACUAGAAAAUAUAUAAGAACUACAAAAACAUGGUGCAAGAAUCAUUCUUGAUAUGCUAGAAAAAGAAGCCAAGUAAUAUCCAACAAGUGAACUAUUCAAGAAACUAAAAUGGAUAGAAUUUAAGAAAGCCACAUGAUAAAAGCCUUGUUUUGAUGUAAUCACUUGGAAGCAACACAAUCAACAGGGAUCAUCAGUUGCCAACCAUUUCUAGUAGGCACUCAAUGCAUCUUCAACAGUGUGUUUAACAGUUUUAAUGAAGUAAAAAGCAUGCCUCAGACAUAAUGUUGUGUUCCACUGUGCAAAAACCGUGGAGGGCAUAGAUUUCCUUCCUGCACUAGUAAGGAGAGAGAAGCUGUUAGAAGGCAAUGGAUACUGGCCAUCAAACAAGCCAAUCCCUAGAUGAAGUCCAAUGUGUGAGAGCUGGGUGUGCCAGUCGAGUUGUGUUCUGCUCAUUUCAUGUCUUCCCACCACUUUAUGAAAACAUCAUUGGGUAAACAGAUCAAUCACAAGUGAAGGCUGAAGUCUUCAGCAGUCCCACAAAAAGACAAGGGACCAGCUGCUUGCCACCAGAGACGCAUGAAACAAGCAGCUAGUGUUACUUUCAACCAUUCUUAACAUAAAGAUGUGGAAUCAGAGGAAGCAUCUGUCAAUAUCUUGAUAUUCUACGGAUCCCUGAUGUUAGCAUGAAGUGUGAAAUUGAAACCAGCUCAACAGUGACUACUUCUAAAAGACCAACCUAUCCUUUACUUUCUCCACCAAUGACUAAAACUGCAGUGGACUCUAUUAUUACUGUGCAUCAACUAAUACUCAGCACAGACACAUUUUGUAGUGAUCCACAUGGUAUGCAUAACUACACUGUGUUUGCAACUUGAGAGCUAGUUGUAUAUGAACUGAAUUAUAUGUAUGGAUUUUUACUCAAUGUAUUUUCUUUUGUAGAUUGUAGACAGAUUUUUAUGGUGGU
This is a messenger RNA of Lingula anatina, 3299 nucleotides long. RefSeq lists its product as uncharacterized. The record is from RefSeq and is a predicted model, not a curated record. Lineage: Eukaryota; Metazoa; Brachiopoda; Lingulata; Lingulida; Lingulidae.